Molecule: messenger RNA, 2685 nt
Organism: Tetrahymena thermophila SB210
Lineage: Eukaryota; Ciliophora; Oligohymenophorea; Hymenostomatida; Tetrahymenidae
Exons: 8
Source: RefSeq, a predicted model, not a curated record
AUGAGUGCUUUAAAAGCUAAAAAUAUUAUAUAAGAAAUAACUCCUAUCAAAACAAAAUUCGAAAUUAUUUAGUAGAGUGCUCCUGAAGAUUCUAAGCGUAUUUUUAGGGUAAAAAGAGCAGUAAGUACUUAAAAGAUUCCUAAAUAACUUUAAAAUAGCUUUUACCUGUUAGAUCAACAAUUUGUUGAAUCUGCUAAUGAAAAUUAAUAUUCAACUGAGCGAACGGCUUCAAAGAGAUAAAUUAGUGUGACAGAUUUCCAAAGCUUAGUCUAAAAUGGGGUUUCUAGCUAAAACAGUGAAGGGAGACUUAGGACUUCACCUAAAAGAUCUAUAUAAAAGAUAGUAUUAAAAAAGAAAAGAGCAUUUACUUUGGACGGCAAUAAAAACAUAUACAGCUAAAUAGACAAAGAUGAAAGUUAAAUUCAAGAAUAAAGCAAAAAGAUGCCUCACUUAAGAUCUACAAGUGCUUUUGAUAAAAAGAAUACAGCGUUUUAAAAAUAUUUAAAAAACAUGUAAAUUAUUGAAGAUGCAGAAAAUAAAAAAAAUGCUCUACCAUUAACUUCUGAGUAACAAUUUCAAGAAGAAAUGAAAAAGUUUUAAUUCUUUCUUAACUCUGAAAGGCUAGUUUAAGAUAAAAACAUAUAUGAAGAAUACGAAACUUUAGGAUUAAAUGAGAAAUUAAAGAUUGAAUCAUGUGCUGGCAUGAAUAAAUUGGUUAAAUUAAAAGUCAGAGGAAGUAAGUUUCCAAUAAGAUUUACUGUUUAUACUAACGGAGGUUACUAUACAAUUUACUUUAAAGAUUCUUACCCUUCAACAGAACUUUGUAAUCACAAUUGCGACUAUGAAAUCAAUUAAUAGUAAAAGUUUAUCAAUUUAUACGAUAAACGUUCUUCAAAUAAAGAAAUAAAAUAUAUAUUUUGCAACAUAACCUUCUAGACUUAUUGCUUUAUUGAAAUAAAUGCAAUAGAAACUGCUCAAAUCAAGUCAGUUUAUAGUGCCUCAAAUAAUAUUUUAGAAGCCCUAAAAAAAUUCAAACAAGAAAAAUUAAAAAAGGAAAAAAAAGUUAUGAAUUCAGAGGAAUAUCAUGAUUUUAUGAUGGAAAUUGAGGCUAUUAAACUAAGAAGAAAGCUCAAAUUUCAAAAGAUGUUUCCAAAUGCCUUGGAUCACAUGAAACUAAAUAAAAAAGAUCUUGACAUGUUUAGGUGGAAAAAGGAUGAAAUUUUAGAAAAAAAUAGAGAAGUUAGAUUAUAAAGAACAGAAUAAGCUAUUGAAAAGAAAGAUAUUCUAUUUGAAGAGAGAUAGUAGUUUAGAGAACAGUGGUUGCUGAAAAAUGAUAUGAAAAGAAUUUAGAGAAUAAAAGAACAUAAGUAGUACAUUUUAAGUGAAUGGAUAAAAUUAAUAAAUUUUUUAAAUUUUGUAACAAUAAUUAAAAACGCUCAUAUUACUGCAAAGAUAGUCAGAAUAUUCUCAAAAUCUAUGGAAAAUAAAAUUCAUAAAUUUCUUAAAUAAGGUUUCUAAAAUUUUUAAUAAAUCUCAGUUUAAGAAAGACAUAAAAUAAAUGCUAAAAUGUCUUUGAUCAUGUUUACAAAGUCAAUAAAGAAAAAAGUUAAAGCCAAAGCUGGCCUUUUCAUAAAAAAAGUGUUGACUUAAGUAAAUCAAUAAAAUACUCUCAAACAGAAAAUACUGCAAACUAUAUAGAAAGUUACUAUGAUAUAAACAUUUUUAAGAAAUUACAUGUUUGUUCCAAGAUAAUUUAUCCUAAAGAAGCUCUGGGAUGAAAUUAUCAACGAACUCACUUUUACAGAUAAAAGAAGGAAAAAUGUACUUGGAGAAUUCAUUUCAGACAAUAUAAAUCCUUUUACUUUAGACAAAUAUAUACAUUUUUACGAAAUUAAAGAACCUAAAAAAUGCACUUACACAUAACUGGUGAACUAAAUAGACGAAGAUCUAAAAAUAAAAUUACUUAAAGAGUUUAGAAAAAUGGUAUCUUAAAUGAUUGUUAAGUCUUAAAAUGCACAAACAGAAGAAAAAGAUGACACAACUGAAUUAAAAAAUAAAAGUAAAGCUAAAUCGUAAAUUAAGGUAAAAAGAAGAAAAAAAGCUAAAACAAUAACUAGAAAGAGGGAGCUAACUUAAAUUGAAGAAUCUCCUUAGACUCAAUCUGGACAUUUCAAUAAUUAGCUUAAUAAUAAAAACAGAUCUAAUUCAAAAAUAAUUGAUGAAAUUAAGGGUUAAGAUUCAAUUACUUGCAAGAAGUCAAAUUCAAAUAAUUUUAACAAUGUUAACAAUAAUAAAUAAAAUAACAAUAACGCAUUAAAUGAAAUAAAUGAGUAAAUGUCUACCUCAUCAAUAAGUAUUUAAGAAACGCCUAAUAUGCAAAGCAUUAUUCAGUAAGAUCAAAGUUAAUUAGAAGACUUUUUUUUAAAUAUAAGGAAAUAAAGUUCUUCUAGUGUCUAGCUAAAUAUUCAAUAACAAUAGUAAUAGGAAGAUUUCCAGUAAAAAGCAUUAGAGAUUUAGCGUUUUAAUAGAAAGUUUAUUUAACCUUAAACUUAUUAAGAAAAAAAGAAAUUAGAAUAUAAUAUGAUAACCUUUUCUGGCUUCUGUAAAAAGCUAAAAUAUUCUCUCCUUUAAAAAAUUUUUAAAGAAAUGGAAAGGAUAAGAGUAGAAAAUAAAUGGGAACUUUGA